AUGAGGCUGAUGCCAGAGAUAAAGCGCCGUAUUGAUAUUGCGCAGCCAAACAAAGGGCGGAUAGGAAACGAUGGCCCGGCGUCCCUCUUGGAUGGUCUCAUUGAGACAGCAUUCGAAAAAGGCAUUUUGAAUCGAAAUAGCAAUCGCCAAGAUGAUGACCAGCAGGUUGAUUUGUUGGCCGAGGAGAUCAUCCUUUAUCAUUUUGAACUCUCCUCCCCCAUUGCAUUUUUCGUAAUCUUCAAAUUGUACGCUGUCAUUAACCACAUGGAAUACUUGGCUCCUCUCAGAGAGGAGGUUAGCGAGGCUGUCAAACAGUCUGGUGGAAGAUUGACACUCGAUACACUGAAGCAUGCCCCAAAGUUGGAGAGCUUUUCCAGGGAAACAUGUCGUUUGUACGAUAUUUCAUGUUGUGAGUUUCCCCAGCUGCACCUAACUUUCAUCGAUUUGCUCUGCCCAAUUCACCACAUAACUACUGACGUGGAAACCCGUUCUCUAGUAACCAGCUUCCGCCGGGUGAUGAAACCAGUUCACCUGGAGUCUAUAAACCUAUCUUUAAACCCAGGCACCAUAAUCAUGUCCCCGGGUAGAGAUGUCCAUCUUGACCCAGAUCAUUAUGAAAACCCGACCACAUUUGAUGGCUACCGCUUCUACGAUGCCAGCCGCGGAAUCUGCACUCCGCAUAUAUCGACUACCUCCCCGACGUUCCUCACGUUCUCUCAUGGAAUAAGUGCUUGUCCAGCGCGAGUGCUUGCGACUCAAAUCUCUCGAACCAUCUUUAUCAUGUUCCUUCUCAAAUAUGAUGUGGAGCUUGCGCACGAAGAGAUGCCAGCCUAUGGCAUCACUAAUGGGCCAGUGUAUCUCCCUAAUCCGUCGAUCAUGAUGCGCGUAAGGCUUCGCCAGAAAGACGCGUUAGGACCGUAA
Messenger RNA from Aspergillus pseudonomiae, 921 nucleotides. Its product is annotated as cytochrome P450. The transcript has a single exon. The record is from RefSeq and is a predicted model, not a curated record. The coding region runs from base 1 to 921 and encodes 306 amino acids. Gene Ontology annotation, molecular function: oxidoreductase activity, acting on paired donors, with incorporation or reduction of molecular oxygen; iron ion binding; heme binding. Lineage: Eukaryota; Fungi; Ascomycota; Eurotiomycetes; Eurotiales; Aspergillaceae.